GCGUCUGGUCGACAUAGAGGAUAGAAGAGAGAUGCUAUUGAACGUGCUUGACGGUGUUGCGGCAGUCAAGGCUGGUAUUGUCAGAAGGAGUGCAGCUACGUGCAUCGGACUGAGGUCAAGAUCCUACGCGAUGCCAUCUUCGCAUAGCAACGUCUUUCGCAUUCUCAGCAACGGCGACAUCAGAUCAAGCUUUAAGCCUGUCCUCGUCAGCGCUAUCGAGCCACCAAAGACGCCAUUGGUAUCACAGUCUCUACGAGACAACGGAACCCUCUCGCCGGUCUGGCAGCCUCAGUCACCUGUGCUAGACCCCGUUUUGGGCAUCGAUGAGCCAAGCUCCUCUGCAGGCGGCACUGCAGGCCAGAACGAGCCCUGCAGGGCCUCAGAGUGUAAAUUGCCAAGCUACGGUGCCGUAUCGAAUACUUUCAUCGCGAAUGAAAACGGCAAAAAGAAGCGCAAACGAUCCGGCGUACCUCGUGGGUCGAGUCAUGCUGUCGAAGGCUGGCAGUCACGACCGGGGGAUCCAGAGACUUUGUACACCAAAGAGACGCUACCAAACAGCCACGAGAAAUACUGGUAUCAGCGCUAUCGUCUGUUCUCGAGAUAUGACCUCGGCAUACGCAUGGACGAUGUUGGCUGGUUCUCUGUGACGCCGGAGGCGAUAGCGCGUCAGAUCGCAGAGCAAUGCCGUUGCGAUCUCAUCGUCGACGCUUUCUGCGGUGUGGGCGGCAAUGCCAUCCAGUUCGCGCUGACAUGCAAGCAAGUCGUAGCGAUAGACAAUUCGGAGCUCCGGCUCAGGCUCGCUAGACACAAUGCCGCGAUAUACGGCGUAGAGGAUCGCAUCACAUUUGUGCAUGGAGAUUUUCCUACAUGGGCAGCAGAGCAAGCCAGGUCGAGACGAGCUGCCGGCUUCGACGGACCUUCUAUAGACGUCGUCUUCCUAUCGCCGCCAUGGGGCGGUAUCGAUUACCGCGCCAUGCAAGCAACUCAGAUGGAAUUGGCAGCUGCAACCACACGCGGCAUGGCUGACGAGAAGCAGAGCCAGCCGGAGCUCGUCUUCUCGCUCUCGUCGCUUGCGCCACUAGCUGGGCCAGAGCUGAUGAAUGUCACCCGAGGCCUGACUGACAACAUCGCGCUGUAUCUGCCCCGCAAUAUUGAUCCGCUCGAAGUCGGCCGGCUGACGACACGACACGGAAGAGUGGUCCUCGAAGAAGCCUGGAUGGGCAGCAAGCUCAAAGCGAUCACGGCUUACUUUGGUGAGCUCGCGCACCCGAGAGCGGGACACUUACCGAGCGACGGUCACGAUCACCGGCCAGCUGACGGCCUUGCGAGCCUCGCGUGCUUUGCUAGGGACCUCGAUCGACUGAGCAUGGCAGUCUCAAGCGACAACGCAGAGCUGGUGUUUGUAGACGCAUUCACUCCUCAGGGCCUCGUCAAUGCUGUCACCGACACUUUUGCGGACUGUGAUCGCUCCCCCGUCAAUCUCGCCCUCGGCACGGCUUGUCGGGAUGCCGCGCGGCAGGUCAAGCCCAAUCCGAGCGAACGACUGUAUGCCUUUGUACUAUCACGGACCGGUAUGGGACUCUUGCAAUGCGAGCUUGUGAUAGGCAGUGUGAACGCUCACUUUCUUGCGCUCGGUGCACCCAACGCUCAAUGGAGCAAGAAUCCACAUUAUGUUCGGAGUCGCAUAGCCUGCCUCGUCAGCAACCUUAGGCAGCGAUGGGACGGCAGAAGCGUGCGGAGCAUCAUGGGACCCACAGAGCUCGUCACCGAGUUCCAGACGCAAUGGGCCAUCGUCACAGGCGCAGUCGUCCGUGUACAGCCCUUCCGGCUGACGACGCAACUCAUCUGCUCACCCGACUCGGCUGCUGCCGACGUGCGCAGCGGGCUCCCUGUUCCGGUUGACGAUGAGUGCCGCUUGGCAUCUGCCACGGAUGCCACGGAGCUCGAGAAAGUGGCGCAGCUCUUGCACGACUUCUUCGCUCUGGAUGAAGAUAGCACCACGCUUGACGAGUGCAAGACAAUCGCGCGGCGCGGCAUCGAUCAGGAGGAGAUCUACAUCUACACACGCAAGCAUCAGGUGCUCGGCUUCGUUCUGCUCGGCCGAGCGACGCGGCGCACCAUAGCUGUACAGGGUGUCUAUGUUGAUGCGGGUUCACGCAAGCAAGGCAUCGCAAAGCUCAUGGUCGGCACGGUCGUCCACGCUCUCUUCUUCAAGACGGUGCCGGCCAGCAAGACCCAGAUCUGUCUGUAUUUUGAGCACAACGACAAUCCGAGUGCAGGGAGGAUCUAUCGCUCAGUUGGGUUCUCUGGCAGCGAUGAAAACAAGUGGACGGAAAGUGGCUUCGAAGGCCUGCCUAAAGCGCGAUGGGACCUGCGUGCUUGUGCGAAUGCAAGGCAUGCAAGUAGUCCGAGUGCAUCUGUUGUUGUAUCUAGAGACCAGGAAUUGCACGAUCCGCGCGUGCAACCUCAGUUCGGCCAGCCCCUCAGGGAAAGCGAUCCGACAAAGGAGCACGACAAUUCGAUCUCGUUCGCAUUUCCGCCUGCAGGACGCCAGCCCACGGUCGACCGGCCCAUGCUGGACGGCAUGGGCGCAGACAGCACAUCAGAGACCUCUCUGACCAAGGACAUCUCGAUGGAUGGUGACGAGACGAGGCUCGAGUCUUACUACCUCAGCUGGUUCACGAGCUUGCCUGGUCCAGACGAGUCGGCCAGCUCCGUCAAUGCAGCCGUGGAUCUGCCCUGGAUCGAAGCGCUUCCCGAGCAGGAUGGUACAGUCUCGGACACGCUGCUCGACUGGAUCCAGCACCGUCGCACACGCAACGGGCCGCUCUUUUUUGAUCGUCUGCUCUCGCUCGCCAAUGUACCCACCUCGCUGUACCCGCCCGAGAGCGAGCGUACCCUCGCUCGCCUGCUCGACGAGAUUGACCGCUCUGUCAGCUUUGAUAUGCUCAAGAAGGACUGCCUUGUAUACACUCUCCUGAAGGACUAUGGCGAUAGCAGAGCCAGUGCAUUUGCCGAUCUGCUCGAGCUACCGCCUCUCUUCAGGCGAGCAGCUGACGGAUACUGGGCACUCGACCGCGCGCGGUAUUCCGAAGCUUUCUCGCUGCUCACGUCGCCCGCCAUAACGCUCGACUUUGUGUCAGAGAUCGUCAGCUUUCUCGCGAGUGAAUCUCCCUCUUUACUCGUCGACUUUGUCCAGUCCGCUCGGCUGUCACUGACGGCACGUGCGGAUGUGCGACUCAUGAUUGCUGCUCUCGUUGAGCUCGGUCGACUUGACAGCGCUUUCACCUGGCUCAGGCGGUAUUCGACCGAUGAGCCAAGCGCACGACCUGAACUGCUUUCGCACGUCAUCAAAACUGCAUUUGAUCAACGUGCCAACAGUAGAGCCUCACUGAAGAUCUUCCUGACCAUUCCCCUGCUGCCAAGCGAGGACCGAUCCGUCUAUGCCUCUUGUCUCGACCUCCUGCGAACGUCCCAGACACCAACCGCCAAGCGCCAGCUCGUCCGAGGCUUCAUGGUCGCUCGCUUGACAUCAGAAGGCCGCUACACGCAGCUCAUCAAAUUCCUGGCAGAGGAAAGCAUGCCUGGCUCGCCUGUUCAGCUCACCGCAGCUGAGACGACCUGGAUUAGGCAUACCACGUCUAGCACAAUGUCGAUACUACCUGCUGUCCAGCAGUCUUUCGUCGAGCUCGAGCUCGAGCAACUCAACUCGAGUUCUGUCGCGAGUCCACAGCGUCUGCCGGAGCCGGCAUCGAGUUUGGCUAGACAGGACUAUGUCACCUCUGCUGUGCCCAGCUUGACGAGCUACAAGGCUUCUGAGAUGGAGGGUCUGCCUCGCCCAUCUGUCGCCAUGGCCUGGGAGCCGCAAAGCGCAAGUGCCGCUGGCAGUGACGUCGUCGACGUACCGCUGUCAGCCUCGCCUGCGCUUCGACAGCCGCAGCGAGGCAUCCAGCCUGACGGCAUGGCGAGUGUCAAGUCGUUUCUCGGCGCUAUCAAGGAUCAUCAUCUUUCAGGGCUGGUCAGUCCGAGCACGUCACCAAAUGUGUCUGUCAUUGGCAAAUCGCUCAAUGAGAGCAAACUCAAUACAAGCGAUACAACCAUGCCUUUCUCCGCACCACCGCGGACGCUGGCUCGGAGCUCGACGCCAGUGCGUAAACCGGGUCGAGCGCACCUGUCCUUGCUCGCAGAACGCAACGCAGCGACCUCGCCCUGGCGUGAGCAGGAUCAGUCUGCAGACGCAAGCUCAGAUCGCUCCUCCAUCAAGCCUGUGCCCACACCAUUCAAGCGCAAGGAUCGGAUACCGCGCAGUCCCUAUGCAAUGUCAUCGCCGACCGAAGCAGCGGCAUUGGCCAGUACGUCUGAUCUUGCGUGCCGACCUGAGAAACACGUCAAGCGCACGCCCGGCGUCUCUGGCUUCAAUACAGUCCGGUCUGAACCUGGCCCGCUUCUGUCUUUGCACAAGAGCCCGCCAGACAAACCGGUCAGUCCGCCUGCCACGGUCAAACGCAAGCUUGAAGCCGAGCCGCCUGCUCAUGCUGAUGAGUCUGUCACGAAACGCGCUCUGGUGGCAUCUGAUCGCACGGAAGUACCACCUGGCGGCUUUCCAGUCGAUCUCAGUCCGGGGAGAUCAGCCGCCGAUGAUGAUACUGCAAUCGCAACGACGCAAAACGACGGACAGAAACCCAAGACUCGCAAGAAAGCGUCAAACAAGCCGGUCGCGGCAAGCACGCCUCGCCGCUCGACUCGUAAGGGCCCUUCUGCCUCGAUCGAGCCUUCUGUCGAGGGCACAGACGAUGAGCAGAGCUUAGCCACGAAGGUACCCCGCUCGACACGGAAACCGACUGCCAAGAAGACGUUGCCUGAUUCGCCUGUAAGACGAUCUACUCGCAAGCGCAGCGCAGCGACGGACGCGUGA
Molecule: messenger RNA, 4915 nt
Organism: Mixia osmundae IAM 14324
Lineage: Eukaryota; Fungi; Basidiomycota; Mixiomycetes; Mixiales; Mixiaceae
Exons: 12
Coding region: 32-4915 (1627 amino acids)
Biological process (GO): 7-methylguanosine RNA capping; 7-methylguanosine cap hypermethylation
Cellular component (GO): nucleus
Molecular function (GO): RNA cap trimethylguanosine synthase activity; acyltransferase activity, transferring groups other than amino-acyl groups
Source: RefSeq, a predicted model, not a curated record